Messenger RNA from Penicillium maclennaniae, 1431 nucleotides. Its product is annotated as ankyrin repeat domain-containing protein. NCBI's taxonomy places the organism in Eukaryota, Fungi, Ascomycota, Eurotiomycetes, Eurotiales, Aspergillaceae. The coding region runs from base 1 to 1431 and encodes 476 amino acids. The record is from RefSeq and is a predicted model, not a curated record. Gene Ontology annotation, molecular function: protein binding. The transcript has a single exon.
AUGCUGUGGCUGGGGGCGACCAUUAAAUGUGACAAUAGAGACGAAUCCUAUGGACCUUUGCUACUCACCGCGGCAGAGGGCAAUAAAGAGAUAGUCAAGCUCCUCCUGGAACACGACCCGAGUAUCGUCCACGCGACAGCCGGGUGUGGAGAUAGAGCGCUCAAGAUUGCAAUUUCUCGAGGGCACCACGAGGUUGUGAAGAUACUUCUUACUCAAUCAAUUCUCGACCCGUCGGCGAAUCAACAAGACCUUGACGAUUUUAUGGGAGAUUUAUAUCACCUCAAAUACAAAACACCGAUGAACGAGGCUCUCGCUAGUGGAAACGAAGAGAUGGCACAAAUCUUGAUGGAGGAUGGGCGAUUCAAGCUGGAUCAUGACAGCCUCUCUGCAGCUUCAGAAGGGGGAAGUGAGAAUCUAGUCAAGAUGUGUUUGCAGGUCUCAUUCCAAGAAGACGAAUACUGGGAAAAGUGCCCGCUCUCUUGUGCCGCAUCCGAGGGACAUGGAAGCAUUGUGAAGCUAUUGUUAGAAGAUGGCAGGCUAGAUCCCAGCGCAAAAGACAGGUAUGGCCGGACGCCACUUCACUGCGCUGUAUCUAGAGGAUUUGAAAAUAUUGUCAGUAUACUCCUCGAUAGAGAAGAUGUCGACCCCGACGUGAAAGACAUGAGCAUGGUGACCCCACUCUCCGAUGCUGCAAAAUUCGGUCAUACGGGCAUUAUAAGGUUACUCCUAGGCUCUAGCCAGGUUGAUCCAGAUACCCGAGAUAUCAUGCAACGUACACCGUUAUCCCAUGCCUCAGUGAGUGGGGAGCCAGCAGCUGUGAGCCUAUUACUUGCGACCGGCAAAGUGGACCCAGAAUCCAAGUGUUGUAUGGGCCGAACGCCAUUAUCCUGGGCUGCCCUUAGCGGAUGCCCCGAUACCUUCAGAGUGUUGCUGGAAACGGGACGUGUCGACCUCAAUUCCGUGGAUGAAGAGGGAAGGACACCCCUAUCAUUGGCCGUCGGAGGUUUAUACUAUACGAACAAAAACAAGACCAACGGUUGGGCACAGGCACUCUCCGAUAUUCGCCAUCUUCUACGAGGUAGAACAGAUCUAGGAUAUCCUCCGAACGCAGAGCCAUGGCAACGGGGGCCACGUGGAGCGCCAGCCAAGCAUGACCCGCUCGAUGUUAUUGAGCAACUUCUCGCGUGCGACGAAGUCACUGUCGAUGCCCCGGAUAAUAGGGGCCAAACACCGUUGAUGUGGGCUGCACAAAGACGCCAGGUGGAGAUGGUCAGACUGCUCAUGGCCACGGGGAAAGUGAAUCCAAUACGACGCGAUGACGAUGGCUGGACACCGGAAACUCAUGCCGAGAAAGGCUGCAAGCCAACAAGCCCUGCUUAUGAUGCGGCCGGCUCGAAUUUGUGGGAAAGCCCGCUUGAUGGACGAUCAUAA